AUGGGUGGCGGUUGUGUUUCAGGUAUCAUUCUUAUUGGUGAGAUAGGUGGUACAGCAGAAGAGGAUGCUGCUGCCCUUAUUAAGAGUUUAAUAGGAAAGUUUUCCAAUCUGGGUUUUCUUGUUUGGGAAGGCUUAGUCAUGAGGAACGAGAAAGGUUUUAUAGAGGAGGUAGCACUAACAGUCGGGGAGGAGGGUCUUGUGUGGAAGCCAUUUCUAGAGGUUGAAGAGUGCUAUAUUGAUCUAAAUGGGGUGGGUUUGCAUUCGGAUGGGAUGGGUAACUUGGAUAGUGGUCCACAAAUUGGUUCAUAUUGUGAUAAAAGUGAGAAGGAGCUUCAGUUGAAGCUUGAAGAAGUUCUUAGUGUUGUUGGGAAGAUGUUUAAUUUGCCAAAGAUGAAUGACCUUAGGGAGACUAAUUCAUAG
Ilex paraguariensis (yerba mate) is the source of this 420-nucleotide messenger RNA. The record is from the annotation of a GenBank genome assembly. NCBI's taxonomy places the organism in Eukaryota, Viridiplantae, Streptophyta, Magnoliopsida, Aquifoliales, Aquifoliaceae.